Cylindrotheca closterium is the source of this 8697-nucleotide messenger RNA. The record is from the annotation of a GenBank genome assembly. NCBI's taxonomy places the organism in Eukaryota, Bacillariophyta, Bacillariophyceae, Bacillariales, Bacillariaceae.
AUGGCAAAACAGGCAUUACAGCGAGUGCUGGAAGACACUAUUGGUAAAUAUGUGAGGGGACUAGAUGCAGAAAGCCUAAAUGUUGCGAUUUGGAGUGGAAAGAUUGCACUGAAUUCUGUGGAACUCAAUGUUGAUGCCGUCAACUUGGAACUAGAUCGACAGGCUGAAGAAGCUCCGAACCUUGCCCUUCCGUUCAAGGUAGUGUCGGGAGGAUUUACAUCCUUUCAUGUGGAAGUGCCAUGGUCACAUCUUGCCAGCAGUCCUGUCAUAUUAAGGCUGAGUGGCCUAAGUAUCAUUGUCGAACCUUACAAACGAGAUACGCAAGCUGGAAAUAAGAACGUUUCAGUGGCACAAGCUACAAAACAACGGCAGCGUUCCGUGAAAAGCGCAAACGAGUACCGAGAACAAGCGAAUAACGUAAAAAAACUAGCGGGGGCAGACUCUGAUGCAUCCAGUCAGUCUACGUUUGUAUCGCGACUUGUACGACGAAUAAUUGAGAAUAUCCAAGUCGAGAUCAGUGAUGUCCACAUUUCUCUUGCAGGUAAAGAGGGAUCUGCUGGCGUCGUGCUCGAGUCCUUAGCACUAGUGACCACUGACAAGAGUGGCAAACGAACCUUUGUCGACCGUACUGCGAGUUAUAACUCGAGUAUCUUUCUGCAUAAGGCACUGGAACUCAAAGGAUUUGGUGUUUACGUCGACGAAAGCAUUCACGGAGAACCACAAUCUCAUUCAUACAUUUUAGCGCCGCUUGCAUUUCAAGCCAAUCUGCGUCAGGCAGACGGUAAUAUCUGUGUCGAUCACUCGAAAUAUCAGCUUUCCAGCGAAUUGUCGACGAUUUCUAUUGAAGUCUCUCGCAAUCAGCUUGACGUGGUGGAGAAGGUGUCACAAGGAAUGGCCAUGCAAGAGAUUGGGGCAAACCCGUUGUUCCCAGAAUACAGACCCAUUGCUCGCGUUUCAUCGGAAAAUGCCCACGAAUGGUGGAAAUAUGCCAAGCGAUGUAUUGGUCGAAUGAGCGGAAGAAGCUCAUGGGCAGAGUUCUUUCUUGCUUUUAAGAAACGAAAAACCUACAUUCGGCUAUACAAACGACAUAUUCACAGCGGGAGGUGUUCCUGGAUCGAACCCCUAUCAGAGAAUGAAAAGUCAGAAAUGACCGAGAUUGAGAACGAUCGAACCAUAUCCGUCAAUGGAUUGAUGUUUUGGAGGGACUUGGCUGACGGCCAGGUCGAUCUGGAACAGUCCAAGCAGACAAAGAAGGAAAAAGGGAAAAGGAAGAAGGGGGUUUUGUUUUCCAGCAAAAGACAGGAAGACAAUGGUGACUCGCCCGUGAAAUUGACGAUAGAAGAGCUAAAGGAUUUGGAAGACAUGUGGCAGGAGGGCUUCGCAGAUGAUGAGCUUUCCAAAGAUUCUAGGCUGUGUGAUGCAAGCUUCAUACUCAAGUCGUUGAACGUUGUACUGACUUCAUAUCAAUCGAGGCAAAUUGCUGCAUUAAACAUGGGAGAAGUUGACCUUGGAUUCAAUGCGAGAGCAGAUGGUGCGUUUGCAUUCAACUUUGAUAUGCUUGACCUAAAAAUUCAAGACCUGGCAACAUCAGACAGUCUUUUCCCAGAUGUGUUACGGAGCCUUCCGAAAGACGAUGCCAUGGCGAUAGAAGAAAAGAAUGGUGCAGUUCAUUUGCAAAUUGCCAAGUCAAAGACCGGAGACCAGAGUCUUCAGUUAAUUAUUGCAGCGUUCGAAGCAGUCGCGUCGCCAACAUUCUUCAAAGAGCUGAUGAUUUUCGUCACACCAACGUCUUCCACUACUACAGAACGGGUGGAUUCGACAUCGUUGAAGCUGGCAUCAGAAUCGGUGGACGACUUUUCCAACGCCCUUGUUGAUGCAUGGGCAGCCAAGACAGAAUCAAAGGUGUCCUGGGCGAUGGAUGUAGAUAUCGAUGCUCCAAUCAUCAUUGUUCCAGAGACUUGCGAUGACAGAAGUGCCAACAUUGUGGUUCUUGACCUUGGUCAGUUCCACCUUAACUUUGGAAAGUUUUCUCCUACCAAACAAGUACAGCAGUGGUUUCAAGAUAACAAAGCUGACCACAAAGCUGACGUUUCGUACGAAAGUGGUUUCCUCUGUACCAGCGAUUUUAGUUUGAAAGUUGGCACUGCCAGCGAUUGGUUAGAAGAAAGCAGUUUCGCAGGUGCUAGCUCCGGGUCAUUCAUUAUUGAACCGAUAUCGGAAACUGUCGACGACUUUGAUAUCGAACAAAGUCACCAUGCUCUCGACCCGCCACAGAUCUGCUGCAUUGGCGUGAUUGGCAGAGCAAUGCUCAGUCCUAUGCAGACUUUCAGAAGGGCGAAUGUUACAGUACUCGAUCUGGGUCAAAGGCAGCUGCACUAUGGAAGGUUUACUCCCGCCACCAAAGUAAAGCCGUGGAUUCAAGAUACCAAAGCUGAGCAUCAAUCUGGUGUCUUGUACGAAAGUGGUUCGCUCUGCACCAUAAUUGAGCCGAUAUCGGCAAAGCUUGACUUUGGAAUCGAGCAAAGUCACAAUGCUCUUGACCCGCCUCGGAUCUGCUUCAUUGGUGUGGUUCCUUCUGUUAGCUUUCGUUUUUCGCCGACUCAAGGGAAAAAACUAUUUCCUGUUGUCAAAGCAUGGGGCAAUUUUUCGAAUGAAAUAAAUUCCGAGUUGGAAGGUCCUCUACUCACGAGUGCGCCACAUCCUACAGCAGACGAUGGGCUCGAAACACAAUCAAUAUCAAAAACAGAAUCAGGCACUGCAAUACAUGACCAGUCAUUAGAAGACCAGUCAAAAACAGACGAAGAGUAUCUUGCUACGGUUUUCUUCAAAAUUAGGCUCCAGCGCCUAUCCACAACUCUGUCAUUGGACGAGAACAACAGGUUGGAAGCUCAUCUAGUCUCAGUAUACGCCACAACAGUGGUGCGAUCUAAUGGAAGCUCUUCAACCAGUCUUCAAAUGGGUUGGUUUUGGGUGCUUGAUUUGCUGGAAAGUGACAUCAAACGCAAGCAAAGACUGCUUGCGCAUUCGGUUCUGACGAAGGAUCCAAGCUCGUUUGCAGAGGGAGACAAGUAUGACAUACUGGGACAUCUGGUGGAGCAGGGCGUAUUUGAAGAGGACUACGCCGGAUCGACAGAUUUGGCGGAUAUCUCGUAUGAUCAAUUGGUUUCAGAAUAUGGGAAAUCAAGAAUGGAGACCAGGGUUGACCAGCUGCUGGAUAUGAAAUUUUGUAGUUUGUUCAUUCACUGGAACCCGAAGGGUCUGGAAGGGGUCUUGUCCAUGAUUGAGAGCUUUCGCAGCAUACUGGGUGACAAUGAUACUAUCAAUCACGAAACAGUUGUCGAGGCAUUAUCGCAGAACAUUAGUAGUCCCUCUGACGAUGCGAAAGAAGAAGGCGACAGUGCAACUGAAGGGAAGCUACUCAUCAAGCUCAAGGCGGAGAGUCUUGAUAUCUGUCUUCGAUCUCCUCGUGACGAUCUUCCCCUCUUUACCUUGGAGGCUACCGAUGGGGACAUGAGCUUGAUUUCCGAUCAAAAUGAGUUGAGUUGCCAUGUGACACUGAAGAGUAUGACAGCCGAAGAUGUUCGACCAGAGGCAUCGCAUAGACAGUAUCGUCGUAUUAUCGACCAAGAGACCGGAACUAGCGCAACAAGUAGUGGUGACGCUCACUUGUUUGUAAUCGAUUACACAGCUGGACUUGACUUUACUCGUACAGGACUUGUCAUUGGGUCCCCUCAGAUUAUUCUGAUUCCUGAUGCUGUUUCAGAACUUGUGACUUUCUUUCAAGUAGAAGAUGGCAUGAAACAGGGUCCAAAUUCAUCCUUGGCGGGGCUGGAUGACGAAAACGGCAAAAAGGAUAACGUCGAUGGCACGGAGUCGAUUGUCUCCAACGAAGCAGGGGAUAUUGAAGUGCCAGACGGGACUGCGUCCGAUAGGACAUACAGAUAUACUUACGCUGUGAAAACUCAAGUGUGUAGUAUUGUUCUGGUCGAUCUGGGCAGUGAAUUAUCCAGUGAAAGAAAGACGAAUGCUACGCAACCCAGUCACAUGGCAGAAACUGUUGUUCUACGGGGAAUUUUUGAUGUGACGGUGGCAAUGGACACCGAUCCGGAGACAUUCGAGACUAUCAAUGCUGAAGUGCAAAUGCAAGCCGAAGCUAUGCAGAUCUUUAGUGCUUUGGGCAAAGAAAUGCUCAGUCCAAUGCAGAUUCUCGCGCCGACACAAGGCUCGGUGUAUAUUUCUAUGCGCACGAAUGCUGAUGAAAGUACAGCCAUAGAGCUCCGAGCUGCAGCGAUCACUGAUUUGGAGGUUUUCCUUUCAAUGCACCAGGCUGCCAUGUUGAGCGCGAUUGUCGAAAGUCUAAGCUCUUCCUUUGAAGUCAACGAGACGAAUAUUGACGAAUCUCAAAUUCAAGAACUGAGCGCCAACGAGACAGAAUGGAUAGAGCAGCUGUCUUCUGUGCUUGAUCAAACAGACAGCAACGGACCAAUUCGAAGUCAUAGUCGCUCUGUCAGUGCAGUGGGCAUCGAUGAAUCGGCGCCAUUUCAGCUUCAGUCAAACGUGGAAAUGAAGAUUGCUCAAAAGAUCCAAACGAAGAUUACGAUGCCCCAGUUUAGAGUCACUGUUGUCAACGACUUGCUAGGCUUGGACGAAGCUUUGUUCCGUGUCUCAGUGGCAAAGUUUGUUGCCCAUGGCGAAGUAUCUGUUCCCAUCGGACCGAAUGCAAUGCAGAAUAUGGUUGUUGAUUUUCAGAUGAGCACAUCGAUUCUUGCCGACUAUUUUGAUUCGUCCAUCAAUCUGUGGAGCAGCCUGCUUAUCAAGCCGUGGGAGGUGAGUCUAAAGCUAUCGAGAGCAUCAACCCGCCGCUUCAAGUCUCCCAGGUUAAGUUCCACAAUCGAUCUUGAGAGCUUCCCUUGCCAUCUCUCAUUGUCACCGGAGUUCCUUGUGAGUCUUGCGAGUGCGACACGAAUGUGGUCUGUUUAUUCGAUUGCAACAUCAAAGUCACCUAUCACUGACAGCGAGAAGCGUAACACGAACGAUGAAAACGCGAAGGCAAGUAUGGCGGCAAGUGCAGCACGAAACUUGCUGACAUCUCUUCCAUACGCAAUCGAGAACCAUUGUGGAUGUGAUGUGAUUUUCUCGUUGCCGCAUGGAAGGAUCAAACAACGGGAGUGUCCAACUGGAUCAAUAAAGUACUUCCGGUUCCAGCCUCCACAGGGAAGAGGGCAUGGCGGCAGAAGGGCAUACGGUCAAGACGUCGAGUUUGAGAAGUCGGUGACGUUGUCAAUUGGUGAUCGUGAAAUAGUGAUUCCUCAUCUUGACGGCAUGCUCGGGGCUCGGAAAGAUGUGCACAACCUGUCGGAUGGUAGAGUGUUGGUUACAUAUGUUAUCAGGGAAGACAAGACAAUGGUACUGCAUUUGACAAGUAAUGUGAGCGUUGUCAACCACUCGUCGAUCCCUUUUGCCAUUUCGGUUGGGAUGAUAGAUCCCAAGAGCAUUGGAACCUGCAUCGCGCACAAUGAAGAGAAGGAGAAUACUGCUUUAACGGAGAUUAACGGCGUUGCAACAGAGCCAUCAAAUCGAUUCAGUGUCCCAAUGAACUUGCUCAAUAGUGGCCACUCUCCAGUCUUUCUUCGUCUUUCUCCUAAUCUGAAAUCGGACACUACUCAAGUCUUGAGUGGUGGUCUUGAUGUUGCUUCCCAAUUUCGUAAGCUAUCGAAAUCAGGAAGGGUUUGUAGAGUCGAUUUGACUUGUUACGCCAAUUCUGGAGGUUCAAAAAGCAUGGACCCAUUUGUUGUGCAAGUGUUGUUGAAGGGGACUCUGAUUGAUGACAAAACCAUGAAUAUCGACGUCUUCCUGGAACCUCGAGCCGUGAUUGAGAACUUGUUUCCAAUCGACAUAAGCAUUCGCAGUAAGAUGCCCCAUACAUUUAGCCUGAGUGCAAGAGAUUCCAAUGAUGGUGAUCACCGUUUGAAGCCUGGGAAUCGUGUCGAAGUUUUCACCAGGGGGGACGCGUUGGCAAUUGCAAUCAAGCCAACACACAAACCGAGUGCUGGCUCCUCCCUAGAGUGGAUGGAUUUGGAACUACCACUAAAAUCUGAGUUCCGCUUGGCGGAACCGAUGUCUUGCCUUUUUCGGUUUGCUGAAUCCAAGAAACGGAACAGUGAGUUCUUCAUUGCAGAAGGAUAUGAAGGCCUGGAUCAGCUCUCAGAGGUUAUGGCCGACGAAGCUCCGAAGAAGUUAGGUUCGAAAUCGAGUUUGCGGACUGUUUCACUAGAGGACCCAUUGAGAUUAUUCCACGUUACGGUGUGUUGUUACGGUGUCGACCAUACGGGCGAAAUCCUCUUUGAGUUGUUAGAGAGCAAAAAAGAGCAGAAACAGAAGCAGAAGCAGUACCAUCCGUUUGGUGCAUUUCCGUCAGGGAAGGAUUCCAUUCGAUUGACUAUGCUCCCAAGAUCAAAUGCCAUGCUGCGCCUGCUGCGGGUAUCGUCGUCGUCAGAGGCGGGAUACAAGGCGACACUGCCUUUUACGAUGGACGAUUUGGUGAUUGGUGAAGGAGGACUCAAUGCGUUGCCAAUCCUUUGGGAGAAUAAGAAAAGCAGCGGGUACUGUGCCUAUCGACGACUUGUAAACGAGCAUCAAUCUGAAGUUCACAUCGUCCCCGAGUUUGUCGUCUUCAACGGAAGCGCGGAAUCUGUAAUCGUUUCGGAACGAGGAAUGGAUGACGUGACAGUUGAUGCUGGUAGCUUUGUUCCGUUGAAAUGUGUAUCCAGAACGGUAGGCCUGGAACUUGCGCUGAACUACGUAAACGAAGAGUGUAAAACGAGGUACAUCCGUGUUGAUCAACUGGGGGUGAAGGUGGAACUUGUCCAAUCGACAGUUGGGACGCCGGUUGGCAGCGUAUGUGUCCAAACUGCGUUGGAUACAUAUGGAAACGCCCGUUUAGUUGUGAAGAUCGGAGAGAUCACAGCUGGUGCAAAGAUGGCUAAUGCACCAUCAAUCCUUCCCGCAUUUCUUGCUGAUGAUUUCAUCCGAUUCCGUGUACGCUGGAGUGAGCUGCAACUAGUGCUUAACAAGAGUCGUGAGAAACAAAGAGCAGAAGGAUUGCCCGCCCAAGGUCUUUCGUCAUCACCUCGCACUGAUACAAAAGGACCGAAGAGUGUAGAGUCUGAUUCAGUGAUGUCAGUCAACAUUUCACGGUUCAGUGUAGACGUUCAGCGUGUGUUCAAGAAACAAGAAGAUGGAGACCACAAAAUCGAAGCAUCGUCGAUGCCUUCUCCAGAAAGGUGUCAAAUGUCCAUGAGCAUACACCAGCUUCAAGUGAAGGAUCUGACACCAAAUUCCUUAUUCCCUAUUGUAUUUGAUAGUUCAUCAGAUGCGAACUUUAUUGGUCUGUCUGCAAGGACCCGAGGUCCAAUGGAUGGAGAUAUUGUGAAUGUUGACCUUUUCGAUUUGUCAUUGGCUCAUACAAAGGGCAAAUCGGAAAUGAUACAACUCACUACAUCAGAAGAGUUUGUCUGGAGAAUCGUUGACAUGAUGACUCGAAUUUCCGAAGCAAGUAGCGAGGUGGGGGACUACAGUUUGGUGUUGAAAGAGGAUGUAGAUCACGGAGGGUACAUCGUCGAGAUCAAAGACGGCGUCAACGAAAGCGAUGACACCGUAUUGUAUGCAGCUCCUUAUGUCGACCAGCUAUUUAAUGUCGAUUUGGCCCGAGUUUCUCCUUUUGUGCUACUCGUCAGUUUCAACCGUACACCAGACGAGUCUCGCUACGCAAUGGCCCGAAACGUGAGGGGUGCUGCACUUACAAACUACUUUACUCGAAAGUUGAAGUUUUCGAUAGACAGGGCCAAGCUGAAGUUCGGAAAAUAUGAGAACAGGACUCUCAAAGGUCCAACGGAUCGAAUAUUGGAGUCUCUUGGAGCGGUCUAUGUGGGUCGUAUGAAGUUCAAGGUGCUGACACUGCUAUCAUCAGCUAGUCUGCAAGACUGGAAGUUUUUGGCAGCAAGAGGGGGCGACGAUGAAUAUGUGGAUGGUGAUGAAUUGCGGGCAACUGGAAAUAUUGCAGGGAUGGCCGCAGGGGCAUUUCUUGGAACUAUCGGGCGAGGGCUCGGAAGUGGUGUCUCGAACGUUACUCGUACCCUGGGCAACGGAAUUGAGGGUGCCACUGGACUAGUUGGUGCCAGGAAACUCGGAGCUGGGGUUAAUACUGUGAUAAGCGGCGUUGGAGGCGGCGUCGGAAACACAUUGACUGGUGUUAGUGGUGGAGCUGGAAAAGUUCUGCAGGGAGCUGGACAGGGCGUUGGUCAAGUCGUUGGUGGUGUCUUGGGUGGUGCCUUCCAAAUGGGCAAAGGUAUUGGUGUCGGAAUUGUUAAGGGCGAUGGCAAAGGUUUGGUGAAUAGCAUUGGAAAAGGUGCAGGCCAAAUUGGUGGUGGGGUAGUCAAAGGUACCGGAUCAAUCUUAAAGGGCGCCACAGACGGUGUUAUUACAACAGGAAAGGGGGUCUUUCAAGUUGGCAAAAAGAGCCCUGGCAAGAAAUCGAGGAAGAAACAUGUAGAUGCUAGUGAUGACAAAAAGAACCAUGACGAGAAAAUGACGGAGCAACAAGUAAAUGCCAGUGACGACAGCAAGAAACCUGACAAGAAAUGGAAGAAGCCACAUCUAAAAGUCCCAGCGAUGGCAAAACGAAACCAGACAAGAUAA